This is a messenger RNA of Limulus polyphemus (Atlantic horseshoe crab), 2620 nucleotides long. RefSeq names its product iroquois-class homeodomain protein irx-3-like. The coding region runs from base 17 to 1501 and encodes 494 amino acids. Gene Ontology annotation, cellular component: nucleus. The record is from RefSeq and is a predicted model, not a curated record. Lineage: Eukaryota; Metazoa; Arthropoda; Merostomata; Xiphosura; Limulidae. Gene Ontology annotation, biological process: regulation of transcription by RNA polymerase II; cell development; neuron differentiation. Gene Ontology annotation, molecular function: DNA-binding transcription factor activity, RNA polymerase II-specific; RNA polymerase II cis-regulatory region sequence-specific DNA binding. The transcript has 4 exons.
GGGCUUACCACUAAACAUGUACGGAACAGCAGCAGCGGCAGCGGCAGCAGCCUACACAGGCGAUCAGCCUUUCCUCCCGCUCACCCCGGAACAGUCGGCGUUCUAUUCCCCAACGGCUAACGGAUUUGACUUGAAAGAGAACUUGGAAGCCUGGAGAAGCUUGCCAUACGCAGCUCCGGUGUAUUACCCGUACGAUACGGCAGGAUUAGCUGGUUAUCCUUUCGCUAAUGGAUACGGAAUGGACUUGAAUGGGGCUAGGAGAAAAAACGCCACUCGAGAGACAACAAGCACUCUCAAAGCCUGGUUAAACGAACACAGAAAGAACCCUUAUCCAACCAAGGGUGAGAAGAUCAUGCUGGCUAUCAUCACCAAGAUGACACUAACACAAGUAUCUACGUGGUUUGCUAAUGCCCGGAGACGGCUGAAAAAAGAAAAUAAAAUGACCUGGUCUCCACGUAAUCGUUGUGAAGAUGAAGAUGGGGAUGGAGAUGGCGAGGACGAUGUUAGCCGGAACAAAGAUUUUGAGGAUGAGGAGACCAGUAAGAUGGAAAAGAAUAAAGAAAGUAACAACGAUGACGAUGAUGAUAUCGGUGAUGUUAGGACGAUGGAAGGUGAAGAGAAAGGACAAGCAGGCUCAAAAGGUUUCCAUGAAAGAUCAUCGGAAUCAAGGAGUGAAAUUGUAGACGUUGAUGACGAUCCCAUUCAAUCUCCAGCACAACACGACAUAGUCGAUCCUUCCGAGCGGCUGAGAUUAGACCUCAGGGAAACGGCUCUGUCCGUACUUGGUCAAAAACGAGUUGUUGUGUCCAGCCCAUCUUCUGAAGCUUCUCUCGGAUCAGACUCUGACCCCUCACAACCACCGAUACUAAGGCUGAGCGGCCCAAGUCCAGCGUCUGAGCCUCGAACAACUCCCGGUAAGCCCAGAAUCUGGUCAAUUGUGGACACGGCUACAUCCACUUCUUCAUCUCUUUUUGGAAACUCGCCAAGUCUUCUCACGUCUUCAUCGUCGUUGAUUUCAGGACCAAAUAAGAUAAAUCCUCUCCAAAGAGUAGCGCGCUUAGACUACUUGGGUCCUUAUCCCAAACCUUCCACUUGGUACCCCAAUACAUUGGUUAGUACGGCAGUCCCUGGCUCGUUUGCUUUAUCGAAUGUUUACAGUUGUACAUCUAUUAUACCUCCAGGCUCCGUACUUACCUCAGCUAAUUCCGGCUCCUCCAACUCCUCUCUAGUCUCUCCAUCUGUCCUCUCGGACUCCGCCAGUGUAUCAGCUUCUUUGAAUCGGCUCAGAACAGCCGCUGCUGCUUUCAGUGGCAGCGAUGUAACACUGAACAAGGCUGGAGCAAGUAACUCUUCCGUUUUUGGCCUUGCUCUACAAGGAACUCGGCUUACUCCAUCCAUACCUCAUCCAGCAGGGUCUGCCGCUGCUCUAGCCGCCGUAUCCGCCACCACAGCCGGAAGUCCCGCGGGCACAGCAUCUGCUAGGAACUCCCUGAUGUCAUGAGAAUCAGGAACUCCUAUUAAAAGUAUCUGCACGAGCCAGUAAACAUCUCGAGUAACCAUCAGUUUCUGUUACCAGGAUUGAGACCAUCUUUGGUGAAUGAUAUUGACCGCGGGAAGAACGGUCACCUUAUAACCAAAGACAUGCUGCCAAAAAAAAAAUCUGUUUAAGGGGAGGGUUGUUAUGACAAAUUGAAACUGUACACAAGCCUGGGAAAUAAAAGCACGAAGUUGAGUAAACGUGCGAAUGAAUGUGUAAAUAUUUCCUCAAAGAGGGCACUAUAUCGAUUUUACUGCUAGAGCCUGAUGGCUUGUUCUCAAGUGACUUGGUCUUCCGUGAGUGAAAGAAAUACCCAGUGGUAUCUCCCUUCCAAAGAAUCUGUAUAUAUUAUGUUAAAUUCCGUUUAGCAAGUGCCAGAGAAUGUUAGCACUAAUAUAAACGUCAAAUCUCUUUCCACCGUGAUCUUCAUAAGUUGAAAGUGCGAAGCAUCCAAAGAUGUAUGUAUCCACGGACUCCAUUUUGCCGAACUAAUCGAAUGUUGUUUUUGAAGUCAACCCAGCAUAUUAUUAUUAUUAUAUUAGAAGUGCUGAAUGUGCCGAGCCGUUUUCAAGAAACUAACUGUUGGAUAAACCAAAGUGUUUUCUGUAAACAACAACAAUAACGCAAAAAUAAAACAUGUAUGUAUUCAAGGCGUGUUUUCGUUGCCCUCCAUAGUAUUAGUUGUUGUGCUGUAUAUCCCUUACACUGUUGGCAUUUGCCAUCUUAUUGAUAUUGUAUAUGCAUGUGGUUUAUGAAUGAAAAAAAAAUUGAAAUAUGAGUGUUAAUUUAUUGCUUUUGGUACCAAUGGUAUUCUCCUGCCUCGGUGAUCUUUUUUUUUUUGUUUGUUUGUUUUGAGAGCGUCGGUGUAACGAAAAUUUUACUCUGAAAUAGUGACUACAUAGCCACAUGAAGAUGUAGAGUGAAAGAUGUGGAUUAUAAACUACUCUAGGCUUCCUCUGAAACAGCGCUCUAUCGUGUGUAGAUUGCUUAGGAGAUUGGGAUCUUUAGGCAUUAAUAGACAACGACUUUCUAAUAUAACUGUAUCAACAGUCUGGGAUGACAUGUACAAGAUUUUAUUAUCUG